AUGUCCGGUUAUAGCACCGCGUCGUCGAGCCCGCUUGCGAAUAGCCCUGGUGGCAAGAAUAUUGGUAGAAGGUGCAACAGAGAUGACGGUCUGGAUACCGACCCAGUACAUAUAUCUAGCAGCCCUGAAAGCGACGACCAAAUGAAGAUCACAGUGACCGGAUUGAGGAUGCACAGUGAUGCUACCGGUGACUCAGAAAUGAUGCCAGGAAGCAGCAGAAGACUGGUUGAAAACAAUGAUGGAAAUGAGGAUAGAGGUAAUUUUGAAGUGCUUAUUACACAUCAAAAUACCGCUGGAUCGGCAAAUCAAGAAACACGCACAUCAUACCAUACUCUCACUCCUGGACAGCGAGCGCUACCGAGUCAUCCAGCCAUAGACCGCAAAAGACGCUUGACCAACACAGGCAAUCACGAUCGACUACAACGCGCACGUUCUGGGGACUUGGCAAGACUCGGCACCCAACCCAACUUACCACAUCGAUCACUCUCCAUGGUCGGACCAUCGAGGGGAAAUUCUGGUUCGGAUGACCCGGGUUCAUCAUAUGCAACAGCGAUCGAUAUCACUUCUUCUCCUCCAGAUGCUGGUUCGUCUGUCGGUCACGGAAAUGAUGAUUCACUGUCCAUAACUGGAUCUGCAAUCUCCCGAGGCAGUAGACAAGGUCCCCCUGAUGCACGUAUGCCACUGCCAGUUUCGGCCAUCGUGCGUCCUCCGCGCAGACUCCAUUCCUCCAGCCUACGGGAUGUGGAUCUUUAUCAUCAGUAUCAUCAGUCAGGAAGGGCACAAGGGCAGUCCGAUGCUAUUAGGAGCACUAGAAGUGAACGUUCCUUGGGAGUUGGUUGGCAGGCAUCAGGGACCGAUGAGAGAACUUUGCGUGCUUUCUUUGGUGGGUCAACGGAGACACAGACUUUGGCAGAAGCAUUGAGAACCGCAGACGAAGGCGACAUUGAGACGAAUUUACCGCGAUGGCAGCCCGAUGCGGAGGUGACAGACUGCCCAAUUUGCGGGACGGUGUUCAGCUUUUGGUAUCGAAAGCAUCACUGCCGGAAGUGUGGUCGGGUGGUGUGUGCCUCAUGCUCCCCACACCGAAUUACUAUCCCAAGGCAGUAUAUUGUCCGCCCGCCUGAGUCCUCUCAGUUGCCAGACCUCUCUCCUACUCCACCGCGUCAAAUCGUGGAUUUGACUGAAGAGGAUCCAGUUCAAAUAUCAGCGGCGAUCAAUCCUGCUCUCGGUGGAGGAGAGGAAGUCCGCCUCUGCAAUCCCUGUGUACCAGACCCGAACCCCAACCCACUAGGCUAUGGACGGACGCGAGGCCACCGCACCAGCCAUUCCUUGCCAUCCAGCAUGGGAAAUCGCUUCUCUAGCGAGUCGGCCGAGAACUCCCCAAUUCAAGGUCCCCGCCACGAAAGCCCCGAAUUCCUGCGGGUGAAUACCAAUAGGCGACAGAGUCGCGAUGGAAGGGGAGACCAACAUCCCUUCGAUCUGACCAGCUCCCGCCGACGCUCGGCUACUUGCGAGCAGGAUCUCUGCCCCAUCUGCGGGCGAAGAUUUCCCGACCUCAGUAGCGAGCAGACGCUAGAGGCGCGUGAGGCGCACAUUCGGCAGUGUAUCGAUAAUUACGGUGCCCCGGCUGCUGCGCAGCCCGCUUCCUCUGCUCGCCGGGGUCCAGCACCACCUCCUCUGCCACCUGUGUCUCGAAUGGUCGAGUUCACCGCCACAGAGAAGGAUUGCAUUGGCGAGGAUGGAGGUACCGCCGAAUGCACCAUCUGCAUGGUGGAUUACGAGGGUGGAGAUGUGUUAGUCCGACUGGAAUGCUUGUGCAAGUUUCACAAGCAUUGCAUACUGGAUUGGUUCGUGCACAAGAUGGAGUGCCCAGUGCACAAGGUGGCAUAG
Penicillium odoratum is the source of this 1890-nucleotide messenger RNA. Its product is annotated as phosphatidylinositol-3-phosphate-binding ubiquitin-protein ligase. The record is from RefSeq and is a predicted model, not a curated record. Lineage: Eukaryota; Fungi; Ascomycota; Eurotiomycetes; Eurotiales; Aspergillaceae. The coding region runs from base 1 to 1890 and encodes 629 amino acids. Gene Ontology annotation, molecular function: metal ion binding. The transcript is spliced from 2 exons.